Messenger RNA from Symbiodinium sp. CCMP2592, 2346 nucleotides. NCBI's taxonomy places the organism in Eukaryota, Dinophyceae, Suessiales, Symbiodiniaceae. The record is from the annotation of a GenBank genome assembly.
AUGGGAUUGAUGGCAGUCACAAAUGGCGAGGUAGCUACCCUACAAGAAGCUGGUGUGUCUAGGACCAACAUCGAACGCCUCACGCGGAUGCUUGAAGCCUUAGACCUCCAACAAAGAGAUGGACGUGGGCCGGAAAGCAGAUGGGCACUGGCACAAAGGGCGGAAGAGGGCGCGGAGGCCACGAACGCUAUCAUCAGAAUACUACGUCGUCGACUACGCCCUCGCGGAGUUCUCCCUGUUCAGCGUGUCCCUCGGGUAGAAGUUGAACGCCUCCGCAUCUUCAACUGGGUGCGUCAAUAUGUCACCUUGCUGUUGGAGAACUUGGAGCAACACCUGCGAGUCCCCCUCCAGCCUGGAGAGGACGCUCUACCUGAAGGCGAAGUCUCUUCCCCUGAAGCCUUACCAGAGGAAGCAUCCAGCGAAGGUGUGGCCAGUGGGUCAGUGACGAGAUCGCGCAGCCGCAGCCGCAACAUUUCCCAUGGGGGAUCAGGAAAUGGGUCUGCCAACACCAGCGAGUAUGCCUGCGACUCUGAGGGUGAACUUGUCUGGGUCCCGCCGGCUUCGCCUGGCGAUGCGCCACGGGGACCUCCACCACCCACACCUGUCAACUUACCAACGUGGGUGACAUUGGAACCGGUUGGUAUCUGGAGGGAACCGCCAGAGGAGGACGACGCCACUGCGACAAGCACGACCACCACCACCAUCGAGGGUGACUUGGACGACGCUUGGUUGCUACAGCUGGCCACCGGAACGACUCCGUCCUCCACAACCACCCCUUCUUCGGUGAUGGAUGACGUGAACAACGACCCGAUGGAUCCCUUGGUGCCAGUUGGAACUGAUUUGCUAGCUUGCUGCGCCAUCCCUGGGAUGUCCUGUGAACCAUGGUCCUCAACCUCGACUUCAACCACGACGACAACAUCUACGUCAUCCAGCUCCUCACAGCUUUGGCCCGCGGAUGUGAUCCGGGACAUGGUAAAUGUACAUCUGGUACAGUCUGACCCUUCCGAUGCCAUCGCACUCAUCCACCGACUGCAAGAACGACAACGACAUCUACGUCAUGUUGAUAACUUGUUGCGGGAUGCUGUUCAGGAGGCCCUCCGCUGGAUACAAAUCCCCAUGUCCGCCCUCCCGAUGAAUGCUGACAUGACGGCAAGGAACGUGAUGAAUGCGAUUGCCUAUGAAAGUACAUUUGGCUCGGGUCCUACCUCGUCGACGUCAUCCAAUGUGGUGUCAAGCCCUCAAGUCUGGCUACAACCCAAUCUGCCGACCUCGGUGGAUGACGUGGAGAAUUCAGUACCAGGCAGUGCACCGCAUGUCAUCGCGGGCUAUCGCCGAAGAGCCUGGCAUAGCCAUGUGUUGACAGUUUAUGCUGCUGCUGGUCGUGAGCCUCCUGUUGGACCCUGGCCGGCGGAGGAAGAUGAGGACCUGUUCAUCGUUCAAGCUGACCCGGCGAUUGGAGUGGAGAACUGGCCGUCCACUCUAGAGGACCUGCUCGUGGAAUUCGUGGUCACAGUGCAAGUGGACGAGAUGAGGAUGCUCGAGGAAGUGAGGAACCGGAUGCUCGAGGACUUCAACGUGACCGUGCACUACGUCGUCGGGGCCGUCUACAUCGUCCACCUCCUCGACGUCUUCGGCCUGCUGAAACUCGAGUCCGCUGCCAGAGAACGGCAUCAUUCGCUCCUCCAAGAUCUCAUCGGUCGGGAGAAAGAUGCUCGGGACAAACAUACGGCACAUCACCACGAGCUCUUGGGGCGCGAGCGUGCUGCCAACGAGGAGCGCCAUAAGGACGUCAGCGAAGUCCUGCAGAAAGAGCGCGGCCAGCGCGAGCAGGCGCACAACAUGCUGCACGACAUGGUGCACAAAGAGAAGGCUGCCCGAACGGCGAUCGAGGAGGUGUUGGUGCAAGAGAAGGGAGAACGAACGAAGCAUCUGGCGCACUUGGAUGAGAAAGUGGAUUCACUUCAGAAGUCCAUGGGCAUCUUCGAUAGCUUGGUGCGGAAGGAGAUCGAGGAGAGAACCAAGGAGUACCGGCGCCUUUGGGACGCUAUCGACACUCAUACGCACGACCUCUCCACUCAGGUUAUCAGCGAGGCGGGAGGCUACGUAGCGCCUGAAGUAACUGCCACCGCCCUGGACUCCAACAUCUACCCUCGGUACUUGACGACGGCUGCGGCACCGACGACAGCUGGGGUGACCCAGACAUGGGUGCCAAGUGUACCAUCCGUUACAUAUCAAGAACCGGUCGCUCCUUGCGUGGUCCCUCCAAGCACUUCUCCAGCAACGUCCGCCGUGCGCAUGGCUCCGUCGGUGCCCACGGUGCAGCCCUGGGGCAUCCAUGCCAAGUGA